Molecule: messenger RNA, 984 nt
Organism: Suillus subaureus
Lineage: Eukaryota; Fungi; Basidiomycota; Agaricomycetes; Boletales; Suillaceae
Product: glycoside hydrolase superfamily
Exons: 8
Coding region: 1-984 (327 amino acids)
Biological process (GO): chitin catabolic process; carbohydrate metabolic process
Cellular component (GO): extracellular region
Molecular function (GO): chitin binding; chitinase activity
Source: RefSeq, a predicted model, not a curated record
AUGCUACCCGCAUUCCUUUUACCGCUUCUUGCCCUGACUAAUAUAACCGCCAGCCCGCUUGCCGCCCAUUCCAUUGCCGCCCCAACCUGGUAUGCCGGAUGGCAUGCGACUGGAGGAUUCCCGCUCUCUUCAGUCAGCUGGGAUAAGUACAACACGUUGUACUACUCAUUUGCAGAAACCACUCAAAGUGUCAAUAGUCUGAGCCUGUCAGGCUCUGAUGGCGAGAUGCUCCCUCAGUUUGUCUCUGAGGCCCAUGCACAUGGUGUUGAGGCCCAUAUUGCUGUCGGAGGCUGGAGUGGGGGCACUGUAGUAGAUUUUGCUUUACAGUACAAGCUUGAUGGCAUCCAAUUCGACUGGGAGUCCCCGAACGAUCAGGGAAUCGGUUGCAACACCAUUAGCGUGCACGAUACGGCAAAUUUCCUCGCAUUCCUCCAGGAGCUUCGCCAAAACCCAGUGGCGGCAAAGCUCACCCUCUCGGCCGCCUCAAGACUUGGACGGACUGCAGGGAUGCCAGUCGACAAGAUCGUACUCGGUGUUGCUUCCUACGGUCACUCAUUCAGCGUCCCUCCCUGUGACGCUUUCGUGUCCGACACAAAGACGCUAGCUGCAUACCCCACCUUCAACGCCUCCAAUCAGCCCUUGGGUGAUGCAUGGGAUAACACCGGUUCUGUUGAUGUAUGUGGCGUUUACGAGGGCUCAGGUGGCACUUUCAACUUCUGGGGCCUCAUUGACAACGGUUUCCUCACCAAAGAAGGCAAGCCUGCUGAUGGCAUCCAUUACAGAUAUGACACCUGCAGUCAAACGCCGUAUGUGUACAAUAGGACCUCGCAAGUUAUGAUCUCCUUCGACAACGUCCAAUCGUUCGCUGCCAAGGGCAAGUAUAUCAAAGACACCAAGCUGCGCGGUUUCUCGAUGUGGGAAGCGGGUGGUGAUUACAAUGAUAUGCUCCUUGACUCUAUUAUCGAUGCUUUUAAGUGCGCUUAG